AUGGUAACGAUUGAAGAAUCCCUAGCGGUUUCGAAGGGCCUUUCGACAGAAAGUCAGAUACCGGAAAGCCCUACAUCGGCGGCACCCUCUGAAAAAGAACAAAUCAAUUAUAAAGAAAGUCUUGAGAAAGAGACCCCUAAACAGUGCGGUUGCGGAAACAAAACGAUUCGACGUGAAUUAAGCGAUAUCGAUAUUCUUGGGUUCGUUUUUGCCGCGGCGGCGUUCCUCGCAGUCGUGGUGGGAUUCUGGCCGUUGGUGCCUGAGAAGUGGCACCACCUUGGGUACCUCGCCAUCUUCGCCACGGCCGGCUUCUCGCUGGCUGAAAAUAAAUACCCCGAGGUUCGUGGCCACACCAAAAAGGGGCUCUGGGCGGCGGCUUCUGUGGUCGCCAUCUACAUCUUCCUUUUGAUGGGAGAUGGGAUGGGACCUAACGGGGCCAUCAGAUGGGCCGGGAAGGUGUUGAUCCAGAAGGCGGGGCUGGAGGCACCUUCGGGGUUACUUGACUCCACCACCACUCUUCCCCCAACCAUCACCAUCAUCAUCACUACCACCACUACUACUCCAGUGCCGACGGUCGUGUAUAUCAUGACUACGGCUUACCGCCCCUCUAGCGACUCCUCCUCCUCUUCUUCUUCUUCUCCUUCUCUACCCUAUACGUCGUCAACCCUUUCUACGGCUACUCGGAAAGCGUCAAAUAAGGGAUGCGAAUGCCCUGAUAAGGGCAAUUAA
Orbilia oligospora ATCC 24927 is the source of this 729-nucleotide messenger RNA. RefSeq lists its product as uncharacterized. The record is from RefSeq and is a predicted model, not a curated record. The transcript has 2 exons. The coding region runs from base 1 to 729 and encodes 242 amino acids. NCBI's taxonomy places the organism in Eukaryota, Fungi, Ascomycota, Orbiliomycetes, Orbiliales, Orbiliaceae.